UUUAUAUGCAAUUGCAAUUAGUUUACGAAGAUGUCAACAUUGUGGGGUAAGUCAGCAGUUCACUCCAGCAAUGCGUAGGGGGCCAGCUGGUCCAAGAACUCUUUGCAAUGCUUGUGGCCUUAUGUGGGCAAACAAGGGAACCUUGAGAGAUCUUACGAAGGGGGGAAGGACUAGUUCUUAUGAAAAUGAGUUGGGAAGCCUGGAUGAGAUGAAGCCUGUAGCUAUGCAACCAGAAAAUCAUUUGUUGACGCCAAAUGGGCAAUUGAACAAUGAGCAGUAUUUGUUGGAAAGAGAUGAUACAAAUCAUUUGCCCAUCGAAGUGGAGAAUUCAUUGAUGAACCUUGAUGAGGAGCAGGACUUGCAGGACACAGUGGAUGAGCUUGCGGAUGCUUCAGGAUCAGAUUUUGAAAUCCCUUCUCAUUUCAAUGCUCAGGUUGAUGUUGACGGUUCCAAUUUGGUAACUGACUGGCCGGAGACUUGAGAUCGUGCCAUGUGUUUGCGACAUUGUGCACUUGCUAGUAAGAUCAAGGCAGUCUGCUAAAUAUUAAAUACCUAAAGAUAGUUUGUCUAUAGACACAGAAUAGACGUAUAUUUUGUUGUAGCUUGUUCAGUUAAUAUAAUGUGAAUAAAAUCCUGAAACUUUUAUCUGAAAUUUUUUGUUCCGAGUGAAUUCAAUUUGGAUUAGUUGCACAUAUAUAGUCAUCACAAUCGAUUGAUUUUGGUCUUAAUAAGAUGUCUAUUUAGUACAUUGUUUAAUUUUCAGUAUUCUUCACAUUGUCAUACUUUUGGAUUCUCAUGGA
Messenger RNA from Pistacia vera, 800 nucleotides. RefSeq lists its product as uncharacterized. Bases 71 to 481 code for a protein of 136 amino acids. The record is from RefSeq and is a predicted model, not a curated record. Gene Ontology annotation, molecular function: sequence-specific DNA binding; zinc ion binding. The transcript is spliced from 6 exons. NCBI's taxonomy places the organism in Eukaryota, Viridiplantae, Streptophyta, Magnoliopsida, Sapindales, Anacardiaceae. Gene Ontology annotation, biological process: regulation of DNA-templated transcription.